CUCCUUGCCAAGCAUCAAAGUCUUCUCUGUUUCCCAAGUCCUCUGAAUUCUUUCUUGUUCAAAUUUUCCAAUUGAGAAUAUAAAAACCAUGGGAUUACGAUUGCCAGGAAUUGUUAACUCCAAGAAGGGUCUAAACAAGGCUGCUACUUCAAAGACCGUAGACAUCCCAAAAGGCUACUUUGCAGUGUAUGUUGGGGGGAGCCAGAAGAAGCGAUUUGUGGUUCCAAUAUCAUACUUGAAUGAGCCUUUGUUCUUGGAUUUGCUAAGUCAAGCAGAAGAAGAAUUUGGAUAUGAUCAUCCAAGGGGUGGUAUCACAAUCCCCUGCAGUGAUGAAACCUUCAUUCAUCUCACUUCCAGCUUAAGUGUAUGAAUGAACGCAAAUGAAGUGAAUCUGGUUCAUAUCCAAAUCAGCCUCAGUUUGAUCAGAAGAACUCGCCGUGUCAAGAUGAAGUAGAGGCUGUGAUUGAUCAUAUGCACAUUUUUCUGU
This is a messenger RNA of Prunus dulcis (almond), 487 nucleotides long. Its product is annotated as indole-3-acetic acid-induced protein ARG7-like. The transcript has a single exon. Gene Ontology annotation, biological process: response to auxin. The record is from RefSeq and is a predicted model, not a curated record. The coding region runs from base 89 to 370 and encodes 93 amino acids. NCBI's taxonomy places the organism in Eukaryota, Viridiplantae, Streptophyta, Magnoliopsida, Rosales, Rosaceae.